GGUAUGGCGUAAUAGUGUUUCAUAAAUCAGCGCAGGCCUAGAUCGAUGAUCAUAUUUUCUUAUGUACUCUUCUUCGGUAAUUUUUGUCUACAAUGAUGCAAACAAAUCAAGGUCUUUGAACUUUGAUAGUUCAAAGUCUGUUUGUAUAAGCAGGAUCGGAAAGCCCAUAAAGGUCCGCGAUCUACAUUUUUUGUCUUUGGACUUGUCGAAAUGUGCACAAUUCUAUAUUAUACGGCAGAAUUUCAAUAGCACAAACUCAAAAGAAAUAAGAUGACUGAGAACCAGAAUCUUCCUUUCAUUCGGUCAAGGCAUGAAUACAAAGGAGUUAUGUAUCCGAACUUUGUCCUCGAUUCUAGCAUCGAACGCCUAAGGACCUUCCAAGUUCGACCAGAUGAUGUUUGGCUCUUAUCCUUUCCCAAAGCAGGGACACACUGGAUGAUGGAGAUUGUUGGUCUGAUUCUUAGCGACGGUGACCCAGGCCGCAUCGACAGAUCGCUUUACUCAUCCACAGUGGAGAUGAUCAACAUGGAUCAACCUUUUCCUGCCACAAGAGAAGCGGAGAUCGCACAUCCGGUGGACAUGAGUCCAUUCCUGGACGUUGUCGAGGAAGCGCCCUCACCUCGGGUGAUGAUAGAUCAUCUGACCCUGGACCUUCUUCCAGAGGAUAUCCUCAAGUCAAAGAUCGUCUAUACCGCACGCAAUCCAAAGGAUUCCAUUUUAUCUUGGUAUGAGUUUGUCAAAGACGACCCAGUAUAUUCACUCACCAUGGAUAAAGCCAUAGAGGAAUUUAUGAAUUACACAAUGAACUGGGGUUGUUGGCCGAACCACGUUCGUCAGUUCUGGCAGCGACGAGACCACGAAAAUGUGACAUUCAUCUUCUAUGAAGAUCUCAUAAGGGACCCUGCUAAGAACAUCCGGAAGAUUGCUUCCGGUAUAGGUCAUCCUCUCUCAGAAGAGAUCCUACAACGAGUUGUCAAGCUCAGUCAUAUAGAUUCACAGAGACAACGAUUUCAAGAGAUGGCCGAGAGUGGGCAAGAGAAUCUUGUGGGAAAUGCCGGCCAGUAUACAUUCCUUAACAAAGGAAUAGCCGGCCGUUGGAAGGAACACUUUACUGUUGCACAGAACGAAGCUUUCGAUAAAUGGUAUCAACAUGAAAUGGCUGACACUGAUCUUUUAUUUACGUUUGAAUAGUUAAAUCAAAAGAUGUAUUAUAGACCGUUUUUCCCAGUGUUUUUUUUUUUUUUUUUUUUUUUUGGGGGGGGGGGGCACUGGAUAUAAAAACGCUGUCAAAAUAGCAGUCUUUAAAGUUGCAUUGGUCGUAGUUGUUGAGAGUUUAUGGUCCAAUUUGCGAGGGUAUACAAAUACUAAAAUACUUUAUAAAGGAUGUACUUUUUGCACCAACACUAUACGUGUUUAGGGUCCUGAAGGAGAUGGGGCGGUCCCAGGAAACUUACUCAUAUAAGUUGUUUGUUGUUUGCUUCUCUGAUGUAAUUGUAACUCAAACGUGUAUACACACAUUGGAAAAAGGAUUGCUGCUAAUGCUGGGGCUAUCGCUGUUCUUGUUAGGGGGUCAAAGUAAGUCGAGGGUACCGAAUUAUGUUUCCAAUAAUUUUAAGGGUAGGGUUUCACAUGCCAGUACUUGUUAAGGGGUGCAUUUUCAGAACAUGGAAAAAACUUAUUGUGCUUUUCGAAACCCCAUGUUCACGCAUAUAUUGACCCUCCGGGGGGGGGGGGGGUGAUGAGAAUGAAAAGAGAAGAAUCCAACAAGUAAAAAAAUGCUAUUUUUUUUAAAAUAAAAAACAGAUGAGAAAAGAAGGUUAUAUGACAUUUUGAAAAGUAACGGUUGAUUAUUAUCACAAAACAGUUAUUUUGUGACAACACAAUGUUAUGUAAUGAAAUAAUCGAUUGCAUGUGUAAUUUAAAGUACUCACUACUCGAUCAUUAUUUAUUUAAUAUUUCAUUUUUGCAGAUUUAACAUUCAGGGAACUCCUCAAUGACAAAAUGUUACAAUAAAGCAGUCCCACAUUGAGCGAGCAAUCAGUUUCGAAUUGCAAGAAAAGAAAUCGUGAAUGGGUGAUGGCAUCGGUUCACAUUUGUAUACUGACUAGGAUGUGCAUGUUUAGUUGUGAAAUUAAGCGAAACCUUAAAAUGUCAUAAUUCUAUUCAGUUACAUCAAAUUUUAAUAAAGUGUUCAGUGUUAUCCUUGUUUGAUCAUAAUGCCAGGGGUGGACUUGACUUAAUAUAAAAACAAUGCUAAUAAAGUCAUCAUGAUAAGGUAGAAAACGCUAUCUUGUAGAUUUAUUUAAUUAUUGUUUCUCUACAUAUCGCUUAAUGAACUGAUAACUCUUUUCAUAUGUUUUUUUUCUCAGUCUGUAAAGCUUUUGCAGAAAAUGCUUAUAAGUAUAUAUAUAUAUAUAUAUUCGGUAGAUAUUCCACGUGUUGGAGUAAUAUUAAGAAAAACAAGGUUGAAACUUUCAUGCUUUAAUCCAACAAAAUUUAUUUUUCAAGUUGUUGGAUUAAAGCAUGAAAGUUUCAACCUUAUUUCUCUCUCUCUCUAUACAUACAUAUAUACAUAUAUACAUACAUGUAUUGGCAUUUGGUAUGUGCAUGUUGAUUAAAAUCUUUUGAAUAUAU
Messenger RNA from Lytechinus pictus (painted urchin), 2634 nucleotides. Its product is annotated as sulfotransferase 1B1-like. The coding region runs from base 271 to 1191 and encodes 306 amino acids. Gene Ontology annotation, molecular function: sulfotransferase activity. Gene Ontology annotation, biological process: sulfation. The record is from RefSeq and is a predicted model, not a curated record. NCBI's taxonomy places the organism in Eukaryota, Metazoa, Echinodermata, Echinoidea, Temnopleuroida, Toxopneustidae. Gene Ontology annotation, cellular component: cytoplasm. The transcript has 7 exons.